Messenger RNA from Recurvomyces mirabilis, 3465 nucleotides. It is a transcript of the gene IRE1, whose product is annotated as bifunctional endoribonuclease/protein kinase ire1. Gene Ontology annotation, molecular function: ATP binding; RNA endonuclease activity; protein serine/threonine kinase activity. Gene Ontology annotation, biological process: mRNA processing; IRE1-mediated unfolded protein response; protein phosphorylation. Gene Ontology annotation, cellular component: IRE1-TRAF2-ASK1 complex. The record is from RefSeq and is a predicted model, not a curated record. Bases 1 to 3465 code for a protein of 1154 amino acids. NCBI's taxonomy places the organism in Eukaryota, Fungi, Ascomycota, Dothideomycetes, Mycosphaerellales, Teratosphaeriaceae. The transcript has 2 exons.
AUGCAGCCGCGGAACAACCUGGGACUGAAAGACAUAAUAUGUUGGAGCCUAUUAUUCGCACCCAUCUACGCGGCCGCUCUGCAGCAGCAGUCGCGCGAUGGAGCCUUACUACCUUCCAAGGCCGUGGCCGACCGAUUGUCUGUGGCAGAACGCUUCCAGGACUCGCUCGAUGCGGGUCUGAGCGGACGUGGUCGCAAGAACACCUACACAGAACAGAACCAUAGCAAUGAUGAUCGUGAUCGCUCUAGAUCACGGGAAAAGCGGACCUCGAAAGACGAGCGCGCCCUUGCGACUUAUGCCGCAGCUGAAUCUGACCCAGCUGUGAGAGCACCACCUGCACCCAGGUCGUCGGCUACGGCCGGCUUGACUUCGCGACAACCGGCGCGGUCCCUGCAGGAUUGGAGAGUCGAGGAUAUAGUACUCCUGGCGACUGUUGAUGGAAAGCUUCACGCGAGAGAUAGAACGACCGGGGCUGCACGAUGGCAGCUUGAGGUGGACACGCCAAUGGUGGAGACGGUGUAUCACAGGCAUAACAGAAGCUUAGAUGAGAACGGCGUGGAAGUGGACGAUCCAGUCUGGAUUGUGGAGCCUAGCCAGGAUGGCAGUAUCUACUUGUACGCACCGGGUUCUGGACUUGGCAUGCAGCGGAUGGGCUUCACGGUGAAGCAGCUGGCAGAUAUGGGACCAUUUGCAGAGCAAGGUCAGCCGGCUAUGGCUUAUAACGCGGAGAAGAAGACCACGCUAUACACCAUUGACGCUGCAACAGGCAACAUCUUGAAGGUCUUCAGCUCUGCUGGUGCUAUAUCGAAUGACGAUCGCUCUUGCCGACGCGUGAAUCCGCUGGAGAGCCUAGAGGAGGAAGACGAGUGUGAGCCGAUCGGAACACUCUUACUUGGUCGAACCGAAUACACUAUCGGCGUGCAGUCACUUGGUGGUGAUGCUGUCAGCACCAUCAAAUACUUUGAGUGGGGUCCCAAUAAUCGAGACGAAGACCUGAAGAGCAAGUACACCACGACUAUGGACAGGAAGUACGUCUACUCUCGCUAUGAUGGAUCUGUUUUUGGGCUGGACCUAGGCAGUGCCAGUGGCGGUUACAAACCCGUCCCAGCCAACAAGCCUGUAUACCGCGAGAAGUUUGCUUCGCCUGUCGUUCGUGUAUUCGAUCUGGUCAGGCAGAAACAUGAGACCUCUGACAAUGCCGCGCUUGUCGUGUUACCUCAGCCGGUUGGGCCAGCAUUGGACGAGCUCACCGCGCUUGACGACGAUGCCUACGAGAACGUCUUCGUGAACUGCACGGAAUCGGGCAGCUGGUACGCAUUGAGCGAGACGAAUUACCCGGCAGUCACCGAAGGUGCUCAGCCCGCCAGACUGUACCAUGAAGGAGACUUUGCUCUGCCGAUACUUCCAAUGACGAAGGCGUACCGAGAUAGGUUCAUGGGUGUCCACCAGCUCUCUCCGAUUGCUCAGAGACCUGGCAGUCCUCUGAUCGGUGCACCAGACUAUCCGGGCAUCGAAGCACCGCCAAACGACUCCAAAUUCGAGAACAGUAGCAGCGUCAUUCUGUCACGGAAGCAGCCAACGUGGAGGGACAACCUGCCUUCAGUCACUACUUUCGUAAUGGCUAUCCUCGUUGUCAGCCUUACGGCUUGUGGUGCUUUGUACCGCGAGAAGCUACAGUCAGCUGUUCAGAAGCCCGUAGCUAUUCCAAAAAUCACCACGACUCUUGUUGACAUCAAAACAAUUGAAGAGGCUGCUUCUGAAACGCCAACUAUGGUACGCGAGGAUGAGCCCGCUAUGGAGGUCAUCUUUCCGCUCAAUGGAGCGGAGUCAGAUGUGUCUGAUAGCCCUCCAAAGGAAGACGACACCCUCGUUCGGACAGAAACCGUUGAGGGUGCAGAGGAGGAUGAAGAUUCACCAAAGGAUGUCAAGGAGAAUAAGCCGAAGCACAAACGUGGCAAGCGAGGUGGCAAGAAGCAGAAGGAGAAGGACCAAGCAUCGGCAGAAGCAAAGGCGGCAAAGAAGACCGUAGAAGUGCCUCAGCCCAGCGAGGUCAUCAGUGUCACUGCUUCAGAAAGCCCAGAAGUGGCUGGUCCCCUCCAGAUCAACAGCCUGGUCAUUCACAAAGACAAGCUGAUCGGCCAGGGCAGCAGUGGUACGCUAGUGUUCGAAGGCUCUUUUGAGGGUCGCGGUGUGGCUGUGAAGCGUAUGCUUUCACAGCAUUACGAGUUGGCACUUCAAGAGGUCUCGUUCCUGCAGCAGUCCGAUGAUCAUCCAAAUGUGGUGCGCUAUUUCUGCCAGCAAAAGGACGAUCAUUUCCUCUACAUUGCUGUGGAGCUCUGUCAAGCCAGUCUAUACGAUGUAUGGGACUACGACCGCGCCAAGACCGAGGAACGGCAACAACAGCUGCGAGCUCUGAAGUUGGCUAUCCAGCAAGACCCUCCGCGAGCUCUUCAACAGCUCGCAGCUGGCCUAUACCAUUUACACAAUCUCCGCAUCAUCCAUCGCGACAUCAAACCGCAAAAUAUUCUCGUGGCCUUCCCAAAGCGUGGCCAGCCGGCAGGACCAAGAUUGGUCAUCUCGGACUUUGGCCUUGGCAAGAACCUUCCGGAGAACGCCAGCACUAUCAACGAUGCCACUAUGAAUGCCGGGACGUCUGGCUGGAAAGCUCCUGAGCUGAUCUCGCAGCCUCGCGAUACAGAUAGCAGACACAGCCAAAGCCACAACACCAACAACGGCAGCGAGUCAGGCACAGGUACUAGCGGCAUCAAACGAGCCGCCGACAUAUUCUCGCUCGGCUGCCUCUUCUUCUGGGUUCUGACAUCCGGCACUCAUCCUUACGAAGACGAGUCCGGAUGGCAAGGGCUACGGGAGCUGAACAUCAAGCGCGGCAAGAAGAACAUGGGUGCUUUAGAGCAGUGGUCUGAUGCUUAUGAGCCUAGCCAGCUGGUUGACUGGAUGACAGCGCAGCUACCAGAGCAUAGACCUACGGCUCUGCAGGUGCUGAACCAUCCUUUCUUCUGGUCGCGUGAGAAGCGAUUGGGUUUCUUGUGCGAUUGUUCGGAUCAUUUCGAACGAGAGGUGAGAGGGGUUGUGGAUGAUGGGUAUGCUGGUGAUAGUGAGGAUUUGCGUCUACUGGAGGACAGAGCACCUGAAGUCAUCGGACGAAACGACUUCCUCAGCAAGCUCGAUCGUUCUUUCGUCGACACGCUUGGCAAGCAACGGAAGUAUAGUGGCAACCGUUUGCUGGAUUUGCUUCGUGCUCUGCGCAACAAGAAGAAUCAUUACGAGGAUAUGCCAGACGAUGUCAAGCGUCGUGUGGGUCCAUUGGCUGGAGGCUACCUCACCUACUGGACCGACAGGUUCCCGCGACUGCUGAUGAUCUGUUAUAUGGUGAUCCAUGAGGCUGGCAUCCAAAACACUGAUAGGUUCAAAGGGUAUUUCGAUGAUGGGUCAAGGUCGAUUUAG